Protopterus annectens (West African lungfish) is the source of this 1548-nucleotide messenger RNA. RefSeq names its product vomeronasal type-2 receptor 26-like. Gene Ontology annotation, cellular component: membrane. The coding region runs from base 1 to 1548 and encodes 515 amino acids. The transcript is spliced from 4 exons. Gene Ontology annotation, biological process: G protein-coupled receptor signaling pathway. Gene Ontology annotation, molecular function: G protein-coupled receptor activity. NCBI's taxonomy places the organism in Eukaryota, Metazoa, Chordata, Ceratodontiformes, Protopteridae. The record is from RefSeq and is a predicted model, not a curated record.
AUGUUACAAAAUGAACAGUACUAUAAAAAAGUUACUGUUGAGUAUAUCAAAAAGUCUUAUAGGCUUAUUGAUACAGUAAUUGAAGAAUGGAUGUAUGAAAAAAGAAUUUCCAAUAAAACAGCUGACUUUUUUCAAAUAAGUAAUUCUGCCAUUAGUAAAAUCUUUGGUUUACCUAAAGUACAUAAAGAGUUAGAAAAACCACCGCUUAGACCAAUUGUGGCCAGCGGUGGAAGUAAAAUGGAAACCAUGGCUAUAUAUGUUGAUCAAAAAUUGAAAAAGGUGAUUCUACACUAUGUAAGAAAUGUUCGCUUUAAAAGUCAAACAGACAAUGAAUUUUUCUUUGAUUCAAAUGGUGACCCUCCUGCUCUUUAUGAUGUAAUAUCAUUGUUUGUUGCUGAAGAUGGGACAUUUGAAAAUUUCAAAAUAGGACGUUUUGAUUCUUCAAAGCCUCUGGGAAGUGAUGUCAGUAUCAAUAUCAGUGCUAUUACAUGGAACAGUGACAGUCAAAAGAUCCCAGUCUCAGUCUGCAGUGAAAACUGUCUAAUGGGGCAUCGUAGAGCCAGUAUGACUGGACAACCCAUCUGUUGCUUUAUCUGUAUUCCAUGUGCUGAAGGGGAAAUUACCAAUACAAGCGAUUCAACAGAAUGCUUGAAAUGCCCAGACAAGGAUUGGCCCAAUGAAAACCAGGAUCACUGCAUUCCAAAAAGUAUUGAAUUCCUUUCCUAUGAAGACCCAUUGGGAGCAGCAUUAGCCAGCAUGAGUGUAUUUUCUGCACUGGUCUCUGUUUCACUUUUCAUCAUCUUUUACAAACAUAAUGACACUCCUAUUGUCCGAGCAAAUAACCAUACUUUAAGCUAUCUUCUUCUUUUGUCACUGAUGGUUUGUUCUCUCUGCUCAUUAGUAUUUAUUGGCCAGCCAAACAAAAUUAAUUGUCUGCUUAGUCAAACAAUCUUUGGCAUUAGCUUUGUACUGUGCCUGUCUUGUAUCCUUGCAAAAACUAUAAUGGUUGUUAUUGCUUUUAGGUCAACUAAACUAAAUAGCAAAUUAACCAAGUAUGUAGGGCCUGUAAUACCAAACACUGUAGCAUUCAUUCUCACCUUCAUUCAGCUCACACUGUCUUCUUUGUGGUUAGCAAUAUCUCCCCCAUUCCCUGAGGAGAACAUGAAAUCACAAAUGGGAACGAUAAUCCUCGAGUGCAAUGAAGGGUCAGUAACUGCUUUUUGGUGCAUGCUGGGAUACCUUGGCUUGCUUGCCAUUGUUAGUUUUAUAGUAGCCUUUCUGUCUCGGAACUUGCCAAACAGCUUUAAUGAGGCUCGGUACAUAUCGUUUAGCAUUGCGGUGUUUGUAAGUGUCUGGUUAUCCUUCAUCCCUGCCUAUCUCAGCACAAAAGGAAAGUACAUGGUGGCUGUUGAGAUAUUUGCCAUUUUGUCCUCUAGCAUGGGUGUGUUACUUUGUAUUUUUUUACCUAAAUGUUACAUUAUUGUAUUUCAUCCUGAAAUGAAUACAAGGCAAUACAUUAUAGGGAAACAUUCAUCCCAGGGAAGAUAA